Coregonus clupeaformis (lake whitefish) is the source of this 3166-nucleotide messenger RNA. RefSeq names its product alanine--tRNA ligase, mitochondrial. NCBI's taxonomy places the organism in Eukaryota, Metazoa, Chordata, Actinopteri, Salmoniformes, Salmonidae. Gene Ontology annotation, cellular component: mitochondrion; cytoplasm. Bases 6 to 2993 code for a protein of 995 amino acids. The record is from RefSeq and is a predicted model, not a curated record. Gene Ontology annotation, molecular function: alanine-tRNA ligase activity; ATP binding; nucleic acid binding. Gene Ontology annotation, biological process: tRNA modification; alanyl-tRNA aminoacylation. The transcript has 22 exons.
CCAACAUGGCGGCGCACAUGAGACGCUUGACACAUAGGUACAGAGCAGUGAUAAACAAGAAUUUAACAUCACGUAUAAGCCUCAGAGGAUGUUUAUCAAGGUCAUAUUCUCAGGUUCAAACAGACUUUUCGUCUAAUCAAGUGCGGCGUACGUUCACAGAUUUUUUUCAUGAUCUCUACCAACACAUAAUUGUGCCAUCCUCCCCGGUUCGUCCGCGGGGAGACCCAAGUCUCCUGUUUGUCAACGCAGGCAUGAACCAGUUCAAGCCCAUUUUCCUGGGAGCAGCAGACCCGCUCAGUGAAAUGGCCACAUACCGGCGGGUGGUGAAUAGUCAGAAGUGUGUCCGGGCUGGGGGUAAACACAACGACCUGGAAGAUGUUGGUCGAGAUGUCUACCACCACACCUUCUUUGAGAUGUUAGGAAACUGGUCCUUUGGCGAUUACUUCAAGGAGGAAGCGUGCAUCAUGGCCUGGCGUCUACUCACAGAGGAGUACAGGAUUCCUCCAGAACGCCUCUACGUCUCAUACUUUGCCGGUGAUACCACCUCUGGUUUGCCAGCAGAUGAGGAAACGCGCCACAUCUGGCUAAGCAUGGGAGUGCCCUCUGAUCACCUCCUGCCAUUUGGGAUGAGGGACAACUUUUGGGAGAUGGGGGAGAUUGGCCCCUGUGGUCCCUGCACAGAGAUCCACUAUGACCACAUUGGGGGCCGUAAUGCAGCCUCGCUGGUCAAUGCGGACAGUCCUGAUGUUGUCGAGAUUUGGAACCUGGUCUUCAUGCAAUACAACAGAGAGGCAGAUCACAGCUUGCGGUCACUCCCCCAGUUCAGCGUGGACACUGGCAUGGGUCUGGAGCGACUGGUGACCAUUCUCCAAGGACAACGCUCCAACUACGACACUGACCUCUUUACCCCUCUGCUGUCUGCUAUACAACAGUGCUCCAAUUGCCCUGAGUAUAGAGGGAGGACUGGAGAGGCGGAUGUGGGCAAAGUGGACAUGGCAUACCGCGUCGUUGCUGACCACGUGCGCACCCUGUCUGUCUGCAUUGCUGACGGAGUCUACCCAGGCAUGUCUGGGGCCGAAUUGGUUUUGCGCCGUAUCCUCCGGCGAGCUGUGAGGUUCAGCACUGAGGUACUGCAGGCCCCUGAGGGAGCGCUGGCAAGCCUGGUACCCACUGUUGCUCUUAUCCUGGGUGAUGCUUAUCCUGAACUGCAUAAAGAGACAGAUAGGAUCAUGGAUAUAAUCAAUGAAAACGAGGCCCAGUUCCUGUCCUCUCUGAAGCAGGGGCGCAGAGUGAUUGACAGGACACUCCAGAGAUUGGAGAAAAAUGACACUCUAUUCCCAGCGCCUGUGGCCUGGUCUCUGCAUCGUAACCUGGGCUUUCCUCUGGAUCUCAUUGGACUAAUGCUGGAGGAGAAGGGCUUGAGUGUUGACCAACAGGCCCUUUAUGAGUUGGCCAUUGAAAAUGAAAAGUGUCAGGUUCAGACCUCAAUUGGGGAUACGCUGGUCCAUCUGGAUCUGCACAGCCUAGCCCAGCUGCAGAGUGGAGAAGUCCCCCACACAGACGACUCUCCCAAGUACCACUACAGCUUGGCACAGGAUGGCAAAUAUGUGUUCCAGCCCUGCCAUGCUACCGUGCAGGCCCUGUACUGUGGACAGUCUCUUGUCUCGAAGGUGGCCGGGGGCCAGAGGUGUGGUGUGGUGCUGGACCGGACCUGUUUCUAUGCAGAGCAAGGCGGGCAGUCCCACGAUCAGGGCUACUUCAUCAGAGAUGGACUGCCGGAUGUCCUGUACCCUGUUGAGGCUGUGCAGGUUGCUGGGGGAUAUGUGGUUCAUCAGGUCACUGCUGCUGAAGUGCUGAGAAAAGGAGACCAGGUCCAGCUCUACGUAGAUGAGCCACAGAGACUAGCCUGCAUGGUCAAGCACACAGCCACACACGUCCUCAACUUCGUCCUCCGUCAGCUGCUGGGUCCUUCUGUGGAGCAGAGAGGCAGUCAUGUCGCUGCAGACCGCCUACGCUUUGACUUCAGCGUCAAGGGAUCAUUGAGUAUUCCCCAGCUCCAGGAGAUUGAGAGGAGCAUCCACAACAUUAUCACAGAGAAUAAUGCGGUGUACAUAGAGGAGGUUCCCCUGGCCCGGGCUAAAGACAUCCCAGGACUAAGGACUGUGGAUGAGUUGUACCCUGAUCCAGUGAGAGUGGUGUCCGUGGCAGUUCCCGUGGCAGACCUGUUCAAUUCUCAGACGGAUAGACGGACGUCAGUGGAGCUCUGCUGUGGAACGCAUUUACUGAGGACCGGGGAGAUCGGGGAUUUGGUUAUAAUUUCCGAGAGGCAGAUGGUUAAAGGGAUCAGCCGUAUCGUGGCAGUCACUGGAGACGAUGCCAGAGAGGCUCGAGAGGCGGGACAGAACCUGACCCAGGAAGUGGAGUCUCUGUCGGCACGUCUUGCAGUGGUCGCCAGCCCCUCCCUCGCAGAUGCCCACCGGCUGGCCAAAGAAGUGGGCAUACUGACAGAUGCAGUGGAUUGCACUCCCAUACCACAGUGGAAGCGGAGAGAGCUUCAAACUCGCCUCAAAGGUCUACAGAGGACAACCAACACAAGCAUAAGGAAACUGGAGACCAAAGAGGCUGCUGUGAAAGCCCAAUCACUAUUCAAAAAGAAUGGCAACAAGACUAUUGUAGUGGACGCUGUGGACACAGACUCUAUAUCAGUGCUGAUGAAGACAGUGAACCAAUACAGUGACAUAGCCCCAGGGACCCUGGUCAUGCUACUCUCCCACCAGCAGCCAUCGGGGAAGGUCCUGUGCGCGUGCCAAGUGCCCAAGGGCUUUAGUGCGCUUUCUGCAAGUGACUGGGCCCUGACAGUGUGUACCCGCCUGGGAGGGAACGCAGGUGGCUCUGCCACUGUGGCAAAGGGCACAGGGAGUGUGGCCGACCUCACUGAGGCACUCAGGUGUGCUGAAGAGUAUGCACAGGACAAGACCCAAAACAUACGCUGAGUACAAACGUCCAGGGAUCACAAGCCCACAUUUAUCAUAGGGUGUAGGCAAAAUAUACCCCUGUUCAAUGGAAAAGUUAUUCAGCUGCCACGUGGGGGGCAGACCCGUCGCCAGACCUCAGUCUUAAGGGGGGCAUAUGAAAUGCAUGGGAGGGCAGGGCACAAUUAUUAUUA